Alligator mississippiensis (American alligator) is the source of this 5515-nucleotide messenger RNA. RefSeq names its product kinesin family member C3 (gene KIFC3). Lineage: Eukaryota; Metazoa; Chordata; Crocodylia; Alligatoridae. Gene Ontology annotation, molecular function: ATP binding; microtubule motor activity; microtubule binding. Gene Ontology annotation, biological process: microtubule-based movement. The record is from RefSeq and is a predicted model, not a curated record. The coding region runs from base 379 to 2907 and encodes 842 amino acids. The transcript is spliced from 19 exons.
AGAGACUUGAAAACCAGUGAGUCCACAUUUCUGACAUUGUUUUUCAGAUGUCAGAGAUGAAACUAAGAUUUGGGGAAACUGAUUCCCAUACAAAUGUAGGCUGUUAGGUAACAACAGGAUUCAGCUGAUAAAGGUGCUGCUGUGCUGAGGGUGCUGCCCUCUCUUCUAAUGAGAAGCCUUGGGAGAAAAGUUAAAUUUUAACACGUGAAAGAAAUGAUUAUCUGUGAUUUGUACAACAAAAAAACACGUGGCUUCUGGUCGUCCUUCAUCUCGGCUCCUUGGAAGGGUGUGUUGUCUCCCAACCGCAUAUAAACCAAAUAGGACCUGCAGGACAAGGUGUGUGAGUACAGGAGUCGGGUGAGGAACAAGGAGACACAUAUGCAGCUGCACACACGGAGUGAAACCCAGAAGCUGGGCACACAGAAGAAGCUGGGGCCAGGGUCUGCCUCCAACUUUGACACUGCUGCUCAGGGGCAGGAGGCCUGCAUCAUGAACAUUGAGAAAACAGGCGGAAGAUUCUUUAGUGGAAAAUGCUCCAGUUUGCCAGGAGUACGGCAGUUUCCUAUGAUCCAGAAGAUGGUGGAAUCCAUGGCACAGCUGCAGGAAGAAAAGCUACGGCUGCAGGAAGAGCUGUUGGCUCUGCAGGGGAAACUGUCUGCACAGGAGAAUGAAGAACUCACUGUGUCUGUCCAGCUGCAGGAUCAGAUUGAAAAUCUGAAGGACAAACUCCUGGCUCAAACUCAAGAAAUAAACAGAUUCCAUUCAGGGCUGGGUGGCACUGACUUGGAAAAGCACCGGGAUCUGCUAGUUACUGAGAACGAGCGCCUAAAGCAGGAAAUGAAAUCAUGCGAGACAGAGCUGCUGGAGCUGAGGAAGCAGCAUGUGAAAUGUGUUGACUGUGAACAUGUUCAGGAGAAUGCAAGGUUGCAAGAAAGGCUGGCCCAGCUGCAACUGGAGGUGGAGGAGGCAAAGGGGAGGCUCUCUGAGUUGGACCUGGAGGUGCAGCAGAAGACCAAUCGCCUGGCUGAGGUGGAGUUGCGCUUGAAGGAUUCCCUUGCUGAGAAGGCUGAGGAGGAGGAGCGACUCAGCCGGCGACUACGGGACAGCCAGGAAACUAUAGCCAGUCUGAAAGCCCAGCCCCAGCAGAUAAAGUGUAUCAUCAAAACGGUGGAAGUGGAGUCAUCCAAGGCAAAGCAGGCUCUGUGUGAAGCUCAGUCCCGAAACCAGUAUUUGCAGGAGCAGGUGGGCAUGCAGAAGCAGGUGCUGAAGGAGAUGGAGCAGCAGCUUCAGAACUCACAUAAGACUGCAGCCCAGCUUAGAGCCCAGAUCAUGCUUUAUGAGUCUGAGCUGGAGCAGGCUCAUGGACAGAUGUUGGAAGAGAUGCAGAAGAUGGAAGAUGAGAAGAACCAGGCCAUUGAAGAGGCAUUUGCACGAGCUCAAGUAGAAAUGAAAGCGGUCCAUGAGAACCUAGCAGGAGUCCGGACAAAUCUCCUCACACUCCAGCCAGCGCUCAGAACCCUCACAAAUGACUAUAACAGCCUGAAACGGCAGGUCCGAGACUUCCCCCUCCUACUUCAGGAGACCCUACGCAAUGCCAAGACAGAGAUUGGGCAAGCAAUUGAGGAGGUAAACAACACAAAUCGAGAGCUACUAAGGAAAUACCGGAGGGAGCUCCAACUCCGCAAAAAAUGUCACAAUGAGCUGGUGCGGCUGAAAGGAAAUAUACGUGUGUUUGGCAGAGUCCGGCCGGUAAAUAAGGAGGAUGGGGAAGGGCCAGAAGCUGUCAAUCAAGUGACCUUUGACCCUGACGAUGACGCUAUCCUACAUCUGAUGCACAAGGGGAAGUUGGUGUCAUUUGAACUGGACAAAGUUUUCCCCCCACAUGCAACUCAGGAAGAUGUGUUCCAGGAAGUUCAGGCCCUGAUCACUUCUUGCAUUGAUGGCUACAAUGUUUGCAUAUUUGCCUAUGGACAGACAGGUGCAGGCAAGACCUACACUAUGGAGGGAACUCCUGAAAACCCGGGAAUUAACCAGCGAGCUCUCCAGCUGCUCUUCUCUGAAGUGCGGGGAAAAGCAUCUGACUGGAACUAUGUCAUCUCUGUCAGUGUGGCAGAGAUUUACAAUGAAGCCCUGAGGGACUUGCUUGGGAAGGAGCCUCAGGAGAAGCUGGACAUCAAGUUAUGCCCAGAUGGCAGUGGGCAGCUGUAUGUUCCAGGGCUGACAGAGUUCCAGGUGCAGAGUGUUGAGGAUAUCAACAAGGUGUUUGAAUUUGGGCAUAUAAACAGAGCGACUGAGUGCACCAACCUGAAUGAGCACAGCUCACGGUCUCAUGCUCUCCUUAUCAUCACAGUAAGAGGAUUUGACUACAGCACAGGACUUAGAACCACAGGGAAGCUGAACCUGGUAGACCUUGCUGGAUCAGAGCGGGUAGGCCGGUCUGGGGCAGAGGGGAACAGGUUGCGGGAGGCCCAAUACAUCAACAAGUCACUGUCAGCACUAGGAGAUGUGAUCUACGCUCUGCGAUCCCGCCAGGGUCACGUGCCGUUCCGCAACUCUAAACUGACCUACUUACUUCAAGACUCUCUUAGCGGAGACAGCAAAACCCUCAUGAUGGUGCAGGUCUCUCCAGCUGAGAAGAACACAAGCGAGACGCUCUGUUCCCUAAAGUUUGCUGAGAGGGUACGCUCAGUGGAACUGGGCCCUGUGUCCCGGAAAGCAGAGCUCAUGUCCUGGUCCAGUCAGGAGCAGCUGGAGGUAACUAGACGAUCCCAGAGUGAAUCAUCAGUAGCAGCCCCGCCUUCUAUUCGAACACAUUCUUCUUCUAACUCUGGGGCACCCACAGGGCGGGCAAGCUCUCUCCGGAGGAAGCUCCAGACUUCAGGAAAGCUGAGGCCAGUCCCUGUGUGAGGAGCACACCAGCAAGGGGAAGAUGAUCUGCUGUCCUCCACCCAAUCAGUGCAUGGUGCUAAGAAUCACUCUUGAGUAUUAAAAGAGGUGAAAACUUAAUUGCCUCUCUUCUUCCACACCUAUCUCAUAGGACUAACAAUGCAGACUGGGCACUUGUCCAUUUGAAUGGAUCCAUGAGCCAGAAGUUAAGAUAUUAUUCCUGUCCAGGCUCCUGAGUGGAGGCAGAACCUUUUGCGCGCAUGGACUCAGAAUCACUGCACUGCAGAUGUAAAAUGUGGCUGGCAGGUGACAGGUUCUCCAGUCCAUCUCUGAAAGAAGAGUCCUGGGUAGAGGACACAGGACAACCCUCCUGGGAGGACCUGUGUCCUUGCAGAGGAUCUCCAAGCUUGGUGAGGGGCAACAUGGGGUUCAUUGCUGGCAAUGGAUAUGCCUAGAGCUGGGUUCUGGUGGAACUGGAACCCAAGGGAUUGUAUCUCCUCUCUGGGACACUGUCAGCUGUUGGUUUUUAUUUCCCAUAUGGAGGUUUUUGAUCACUUUUAGGGGAGAGGGGAGCUGCCAGGUGCUCCUCCCAUCUCCCUGGCUUUGUUUUUAAGACAAUAAAAAGUAUCGUCACAAGUGUUUGAUUCCAGGCCAACAACCACAUGUGUGUUUGCUUUUCUCUGUGCAUAGUCGGGCUGGCUGUGUCAGGAUCAGCUCAUGGUGGCAGCUGUGUUGGCUGGGGAGGUGUGUGUGCUUCCUCACAUACUUUGCUGCAAAACUUCUAAAGGAACCUGGUUGCCUCAGACAACCCAAACAGGAGAUGCUUUGCUCAAGGUUUUCUGGCCAAACCUCAUGAAGAUCUCUUGGCAUGUCUGUUACCUUCCAUUGGAUUCUGCCUGUUACAUAUCCGAGAGCUCUGGAAAAGACUGAACUUUGGAUUACUCUGAGCUGAUGGACACCCAAGGUGUGGUGCUGCAUGUGCCUCUGUCUUGUGCCUGGAUUUAAACAGCACUUACAUAUUGAGUGAGGCCAUAACUUACUGCUCUAGAAGUCGCAGUCCAUUGACUUGAAAACCCUCUUAUAUUUUCACAAUUGCAAAUAUACCUUUUACCCUAAGCAGUACCUUCCUCUGUCUUAGCCAGGAGGAUGGGGACAAGACCAUGGAAAGGAGCGCUGACCAGUCCCAUAGUUUUAGUUCUUCCCUGUUGUGUGUCCCUUGCUGUCCUGUCUCCCUUAGCAGGGAGCAGGGGUUAUGUUUAGCAUGGUAUAAAAUCACAGCUUGAGAAAAGGUAGCCAAGCCCCAGCUUUUACCCAAGGACUCGAUUACUCUUUCUAACCUCAGUCCUUUCACUUCCUUCCUGUGUACUGGCAUGAUGCAGCCUGAAAAAUUAGCUUAUGAAAGCAGCAGCUGGCCAUUGCUAAUAGCAGCAGUGUGCUUCAAACCCUGGAUUGCUCAAAGCCAACUGCAAUGUCUUAGAUCCAGCUCUUCUUCCACCACCAGGCCCAGUGGGCGUUUUAAGUGAUUUUCAUAGCUUUACUUGUCUUGCAGGAGAUGGAAAGCAAUAGGCAUAGAGCGUAAGGCUAGAUCAAAGCAGCCAUUGCUGUCCUUAAAUAACUGUUUGUGGCUGUGGUCCAGGCUUGCAGCUGAAACAGGUCAGACCAGCCAGCUGGUACCUGAAGUCUGGAGCUGUCUUGCUUCCCAAAUUGGAAUUUCUGUGGGCGCUCAAUGCUGGGUUUAGCUCUGUCCUGUGUCUGAACCAACAAGGUUGAAAUGACUAAAGCAGCAAUAAAAAAAAAAAAGGGGAGUUGGUCUGUUCCCCUUGUUGUCUUCCAUUCCUGGUUAGUCUGUACCUCCAAGUCCUACUGCUACAUAAAGUGAUGUCCAAAGUUUUUUUCCACCCCCUUAAGGACAGCCAUGGUUUGUGACUUGCAUAGCUCAGCAGGCUGAGGGGUCUGUUCCCAUUGGCUUCAGCAACAGCAAGUUCAGACCCUAGCCCCAGUGCACAGGAAGCAGAAUGCUAAAGAAGGGAACCCUUUCUUACCACCCCUGCCCUGCUCUUCAGCAGUACCCUCCCAUUCAUAUUGCAUGAUUGUAAUACAGGGCUGUGCAAAAAGCACUUGGAAUGUGUCUGUGCAGGAAGGUGGCCACUGAGUAGCUCUGGAAAGUAUAUAAAAAGCUUCCAAUUAACAACUGGUAAAGCUAGUUUAAAUCUCUUUUCAAACAUCCCAACGUAGGCUCAUGGAAGUAUCUGAAAUAUUCAUAACCUGUUUACAGGUUUGCUGAAUAAAACACAAGCAAGAACCCUCCCCUCUUUUGUGUAGUGAAGUUUGGAUUUUGUCUAAGAGGGGUGUGGAAAAUGGAAGGGAAAGCAUUUGGAGCAGCUGCCCACAUUGCCUCCUAGCAGGUGCAUUGAAGAGUACAAGGUAUGUUCUGGUCUCAUAUAUUAGAGCAACCAUUUCUAAUGCACUGACUGCUCCUUCUCACAGCAGCUCUUUCUGCUGUUUCUCUCCCACAAUGGGUUCUAUUUAAAAUCCAGCCUUUUUGUAAAAUUAGAUGUUUUUAUGUAUUUUAAUAAAAAAAAUCCUGUUUUGUAACAAAACAUAUUUUAAAUAAAUGGUUUAAAGCUAA